Molecule: messenger RNA, 1334 nt
Organism: Rubroshorea leprosula
Lineage: Eukaryota; Viridiplantae; Streptophyta; Magnoliopsida; Malvales; Dipterocarpaceae
Source: the annotation of a GenBank genome assembly
UUCCCCACAGCUCCCAUUAGAAUUUUGCCUUAGCAAGCCUGGCCUAUGCCUAGCUUCCUCUCGUCGGAAAUCAGAUGAGAUUUGGUUCUUUUUCCUUUCUCCCAAGUUUGAUUCAGAGGUUUGUAGGCUUAUGACUCUAAAACCAUGAUCCAUCCAUAUCAUGUUGCUGUUGCUUUUUCCCCUAAUUCUUGGUUUGUGUCAGGUAACGAGAGCGACGUAGGAGGUCACCAAUUUUUUAGCAUUUUCUAGUUCUAAGUUACCACCAUCUCCUUGAAACCUUGCAUACUUGCUAUUGUAAACCUACAAGAAGAGGUAAGUAAAAUUAUGGUAAAUACCCUUGGAUUUUAAUGUAAACAUUUUAAAAGCAUAUUUGAGCUAUUUUUAAGAUGGUGGUGGGACUUAACCCGAUUUUCAUUAGUAUGAGCAUGAUUGGUUUAAAAUCAAGUUGUUAUUAUUUUAUUGAGUUGAGCAUGCCUACAUAAAAUUUACUUGAUUAUUUUGAUGAUCUGAAAUUGGUCUGUGAAUUUGAAUUUUACUGGCAACUCUUGCAUGGUUUUGUCUCCAAUACGGUCAUGAAUUUUGUUAUCCUGCCAGUUGGAGUUAAAUGUUGGCACAUGUCAACAUCUAUUUCUGUAGAACCAAUUCAUCUAGCCAAUGGGAAAGUACAAUGGUAUUUUUGUUAUCCAGCUAGUUGGGAGAAUACACUGGCCAUGACUAAUUAAGGAGGCCACUAAAUAAAUUUCAGUAUGCAUAAAUUAUUUAUAAUUGAGAUUUUCUUGUUUAAAUUUUAAAUGUUUACUUGGCAUGUUUUAAAAUUUCAAUGAGGGCUAUCUAUAUUUUUACAUAUUAAGUUAUCUCACAUAGUUUUUUCCUUGUCCACCAUUUCAGGUAGUGAGAUCCAAGAUAAGGGAAACCAAGGGGAGUGAUGAGCUUGAGGGCUAGCCAUUGUAUUUUGGAUUCAGAUUAUUAUUGGAGUUAGGCCACUAGUCACAUAUAUUUUAGGACAUAUAUGAUGGAAAAUAGAUCAUACUUUUGUAGUCUAGAUCCCCUUGAGAAAGUUAUGACUUAUUAAUGGAGUUGAAUAAUUUUUUACACUCUUGGCCUAGUCAAACAUUGGUUCUCAAGUUAGAUUUUAUUAUAAUAUUGAGGAUUUUAGUUUAGUGGAUUGUUAAAUAUGAACUACGCAAGUUUCGAGCCUUGUGCAUUUGUGGGAUCCUCUCGCAAGUGUACGACAUCUGUUUCACUCCUGGUUUUGGAGGAUAACAUGCAUGUAAGUGAAUUUGUAAUAUCCCAAAAUUUUGAGUACUUAUGUUGAAUAAUUAAUUAAUUUAUGU